Messenger RNA from Phaeodactylum tricornutum CCAP 1055/1, 453 nucleotides. RefSeq lists its product with no specific name. The transcript has a single exon. Bases 1 to 453 code for a protein of 150 amino acids. NCBI's taxonomy places the organism in Eukaryota, Bacillariophyta, Bacillariophyceae, Surirellales, Neidiaceae. The record is from RefSeq and is a predicted model, not a curated record.
AUGAAUCUCCUUUUCAAGUUAUGCAUCAUCGCUUUGCCAUUCAGCUCGGCGACUUCUGUCAGGCGUGCCAAAUCAAGCAAGCAAGGAAAGAGCCCACGUAAGCCGGCCACCUACUUCUCCGUCCUCAGUGCGGCGCAAGAACCCAACGGCUGCGAAUCGACAGCUCUCGGAAACGCUGUGGCGACGUUCUUCGAGGACCAGCUCUGCGUCGCUGUCAGCUAUUCGGGCCUCUCCGGCCCCGAGCUCUUUAGCCACAUUCACGGCCCCGCUCCGAUUGGCGAAGAGAAUGCCGUUCUGUUUACCCUUUCCACGGGUACCAUCAAGAAUGACUGCUUUACGCUCGAUCAUGCGCUGGAGCGCCAGUUGAAGAAGGGUCUCUUGUACUUUCACGUGCAUUCGGAGCAGUGCCCCGGCGGCGAGAUUCGUGGGCAGAUAUUUGCCAAUGUGAUUUAG